AUGGGCGGGCUCGGCGCGAAUUUGCACGCGAUCGACUGGGGCGCGGUCCAGCAGGUGGCCUCGCAGUGGAACUUCUACCGCCCCCAGCCCCAGCGCGGCGAGGCCGAGAUCGCGGCGUGGCUGCGGACCCACCACAUCAGCCUCUACGGCGAGCGCGUCCCGCAGCCGAUGCUGGGGUUUUCGGACCUGGUCGCGCCGGACGCGAUCCACCAGGGCUUCCACGACGCCGGCUUCGCCGCGCCGACGCCGAUCCAGUCGAUGGCGUGGCCGAUCCUGCUGAACUCGCGGGACAUCGUCGGGGUGGCGCGGACGGGGUCGGGCAAGACGCUGGCCUUCAUGAUCCCCGCGGCCCUGCACAUCAUGGCCCAGCCCCCCCUGCACCCCGGGGACGGCCCGAUCGCCCUGGUCCUGGCCCCGACCCGCGAGCUCGCGAUGCAGAUCGAGCGGGAGAGCCAGAAGGCGCUGGCCCGGGUCCCGAGUCUGCUCUCGACCUGCGUGUACGGCGGGGCCGCGAAGGGCCCGCAGCUGCACGCGCUGCGGGCGGGCGUCCACGUCGCCAUCGCGACCCCUGGCCGGCUGAUCGACAUGCUCGAGAUGCGCGCGACGAACCUCCUGCGGGUGACUUACCUCGUCCUGGACGAGGCGGAUCGCAUGCUCGACAUGGGCUUCGAGGACCAGGUCCGCAAGAUCUGCUCGCAGAUCCGCGGCGACCGCCAGACCGUGAUGUUCUCCGCGACCUGGCCGGUCGAGAUUCGCAACCUCGCGGCGACCUUCCAGCGCGAUUUCAUCCGCGUCCACGUCGGCUCCGAGGAGCUCGCGGCGAACAAGGACGUCCGGCAGCACGUGAUGUUGGUGGAGCCCGCCCACAAGGAGCAGCGGCUGGUGGAGGUCCUCGCGCAGGUCGGCCCGCAGCGGGUGCUGGUUUUCGUCAAGACCAAACGCACCGCCGACGCGCUCUACGCCAGGCUCAAACACGCCAUGCGCCGCACCGUGCUGGUGAUCCACGGGGAUAAAGAACAGUCCAGCCGGGAUUACGUCCUCCAGCGGUUUCGCUCCGACGAGACGGCAGUCCUGGUCGCGACGGACGUCGCGGCGCGAGGGCUGGAUAUUAAGGACUUGGAUGUCGUGGUUAAUGUCGAUUUACCAACAGGAAUUGAGGAUUAUGUGCAUCGGAUUGGUAUGUUCGAGGCGUUCCACAGCGCUUCUUCUCGAAACUCUCCUCCGGGGUGUUGGCGUGUGGGGGAGUGCAAACUCUUCUAA
Molecule: messenger RNA, 1260 nt
Organism: Phytomonas sp. Hart1
Lineage: Eukaryota; Euglenozoa; Kinetoplastea; Trypanosomatida; Trypanosomatidae
Source: the annotation of a GenBank genome assembly